Calliphora vicina (urban bluebottle blowfly) is the source of this 815-nucleotide messenger RNA. RefSeq lists its product as uncharacterized. The transcript is spliced from 2 exons. Lineage: Eukaryota; Metazoa; Arthropoda; Insecta; Diptera; Calliphoridae. The coding region runs from base 31 to 738 and encodes 235 amino acids. The record is from RefSeq and is a predicted model, not a curated record.
UUAUUUUAUUGUGGAAUAAAUAAAUAAUAAAUGCAUGAUUUUGCUGCAAAACGUAAUGCACUUUUUGCAUGCCUAGAUGAUGCCAGCACCGAACUUAAGGGAACCGUGUUGGACCAAGCAAAUUCCACAACAGCACUCAGCAGAACUGCCCAAGGUGGCCUGGAAAUGAACUAUCGUCAAGGAGGUGGCACCCGAAAUAAACAAACAGCAUCAGAACGAACUCUUCAUCAUUUGAGGGGAAAGGAGAGUAUAUUUAAGAAACCCGAAUUACCCAUUGCUAGAUGUUUGAAACCCAGACGUUUGCCAGACUACCAGAUUAAUCCCCACAAAUGGAAGAAAUAUUCAUUGGAGGAUGUCGAUAUAUCUGACCAGACAAAUUCAUCGGCGGCUUUUGAAUUUCUACGAAAAAUCGAUGAACAUAAAGAUUCUCUAGAAUCGCCUGAAAAAGAUGAGGGGGAUAAGACAAAAAUUGAAUUUAAAAAGUCCAGUAAAAUACGUCGUAAUUUAAAAUCUUUGGAAUCUUUGGAGAAAAUGGAUACCGAAAUCGAUUCGCCCAAAUUGAAGGGUUCCAAAUUGGUUAUGCCAGAGUAUGUGGUGGGACAAAAGAAAACAUCGUCGAUGUUUAAAAAGAAAUCGAUAAAUAUGGCAAAUUCUAAGGAGAAAAUAGAAAGAGCGGCGGGUAAAUUACUGCUGUCUCAUCUGCAGGAAGAUGAUGAUGAAGAUGAUAAUGAUGUUUAAAAAUGAGGAAGGACACAUGAUGUUACCAAACAUACACAUAUAAAAAGUUAUUGAAAUAUACUUAAAUACUUUUUGAA